AUGGAGGAGCUGCCUCAAAAAGAGGUGGUCCACCAGGAUAGCCCUGAAAAAAUGAAGCCGGAGGUUGCGAAAGCAACUCCCGUGAAAGCUGGCAUAGACAAGCAAGCAUCCGCUGAGAAGCGCUCGCCCCUCACAGCGCUGGAUGCAUCGGAAGGUGAAGUACCUGUCGCGUUAGUGCACAGGCAUUACGGACUGCAAUCCCCUGCGGUAUCUGUGCCCAAAGAGGCGCCGAAGACCAUACCGCUGAGCCCAAAGCAAGGUUCCCUAGUGGUUAGCGGUCCUGACCUCCAUCACCUUCCUCCGACUUCGCUCUUCGCGGACAUCAGAAGCCAUGUGACCGAGCCAGCAGCAGAUUUGCAGGAAUCUGGCCCAGGUAAGGGCCCUGGGCGGCACUUUGAGGAGACUGGUGACUCGAAAGACGUAAAGCUGGAGACCCAAGAAUGCGCCGCUUUGGACGACCUGGAAGUGGAGCUUGGAUGCCUGCAAGAGCAUACAGAUGCCUUCUGGCUGGAAAGCAAACGGCAAAUGGAGGAGGCUGGCGCAGAGCUCCAGGAGCUGCGGGCGGCCAUGGAGCAGCUCGCUGAGUUGCAUGCCGAGGAGUGUCAUGAUGUUCGAGCAAAGCAGUCUGCUUCAGCUGUGAAGGCUGGGCACCUUGCAGCAGCCGGUGCGGAAGUGGCAGCCGCUGCGCUACGGCAGCUGGCGCACAGAAGGACCACCGGUGUGGCUGUUCCGAAGCCAGAGGAAAUAGUGCAAGCACACUGUCCACGGCUAUGGGAGGAACCUUCCACUCUUCAGCCCACUCUUGAGCCCACUCUUGAGCUUCAACUGCCAAGGCCGGAGGCCGAUCUGGAACAGCUGGCCUAUCUUCCCAUCUCUGCGCUUGCGCGGUCCCUGCCGCUUCCGAGGACUCCAAGCGGUACCGGCGCCACUGCUGGCUCCUCGCCUUGCUCGGCCUGGUCACAGCGCCUGGCCGCCACCGUCGAGGUGCAUCUGCUGCAGGAGGUCGCUGGGCUCCGUGGUGCCAUUCAAGAUGAGAGGCACCACCGAUGCCGGCGGUAUGAUCACCUUUUGAGAGCCUCCCAGGAGCUUUUUGAAGAGCUCUCUCAGAGAGCUUGCGAUGCUGUAUCGGCACCUGCACUGGCAGACGAGGUGCUAUCGCCUUCGGCUGUGAAGAGUGUGGGAUGGGAGGAAGAGAUGGGGCGGCGGGAUGAAAUGGAGGAUGGCUGGAUCUUUGUGGAUCAAUACAAUGGGAGCCCGAGCAGCUGUUUCUGGGGCGUUUAUGAUGGUCAUGGUGGGCGCAGUUGCGUGGAGUAUGUCUUGGAACACUUGCACGUGAAUUUGUUGGCCGAGUUAGAGCAGGACGAGGCGAAUGUGCCAGACUGCAUGAUGCGCGCCUUUGAAGUCACGGAUUCCGACAUGCAGACAGCAGGCCUCUCUAGCUCUGGCUGCACAGCAUGCUGCUGCCUUCUGCGACAGGAGAAGGGUUUUACAGACCGUGUGCUCUACACAGCCCACAUAGGGGAUGCCCGAGCAGUGAUCUGCAGAAGUGGCUUAGGCGUGCGCCUUACCGGUGCUAGUGACCACAAGGCCACCUUCUCUGAUGAGGCACGCCGUGUCGUGGAGGCUGGCGGCACCAUCUACAAUGAGCGAGUGAAUGGCAUGCUUGCGAUCUCAAGGGCCUUUGGCGACUUCCAGCUGAAGGCCCCAGCCUUUGCGAACGACAUCGUCUCCAAUGUCCCUGAGGUCUCCGGCACACUUGUCUCCUCGAAUGACAUAUUCCUGAUCACCGCAUGCGAUGGGCUCUGGGAUGUCAUCGAGGACCAGGAUGCCUGCAAUCUGGUAAUGGAGGGCAUGCGAGAAUUCACCAGCAUCCUCGCAGAAGAUGCUCAAGCUGGCCAGAUCAUGUUGGGACAAAUGGCGGCGCGUCUCCUCAUCGAAGAGGCUUUGGCGCGCGGUACCUCCGAUAAUGUGACCUGCCUGGUGGUCUACUUCUAA
Messenger RNA from Symbiodinium pilosum, 1995 nucleotides. The record is from the annotation of a GenBank genome assembly. Lineage: Eukaryota; Dinophyceae; Suessiales; Symbiodiniaceae.